Molecule: messenger RNA, 2542 nt
Organism: Hypomesus transpacificus
Lineage: Eukaryota; Metazoa; Chordata; Actinopteri; Osmeriformes; Osmeridae
Gene: ino80b
Product: INO80 complex subunit B
Exons: 5
Coding region: 790-1848 (352 amino acids)
Biological process (GO): chromatin remodeling
Cellular component (GO): Ino80 complex
Source: RefSeq, a predicted model, not a curated record
ACAAGACGCAAUUAAAAAUUGUAUAAUUUGCUCCAAAUAUGCUCUUUAUUUCGAAAUAAAAUGUUAACGUUCUCGCUCGGAAUUGUAGGGUACUAGUUUAACAUCCACGCGGCUAGAUGGCAGUAAAGAGUUGUUUGACGUACCUCAACGCGUCGAGGAAUCAAAUGCGUUGUUAUUAUGAUAGCUGCUAGUAGCUGGGGUACAUAUUGACUACAUUUGAUCUACAUAAAUAGAUAGGAGUAAGGGCUUGAUUCGUGAUUAUCACUGUUCACAAAUCUGAUUAGUUUUUUUUUCUCCCCAAGUAGUAACUGGCUGGAUAACGUUUAAACGUAAAACGUUUUGUUAAAUGGUAACCGCGUUUGCAUUUCGUGUGUUGUGUUAGCAACAACUGUAGCUAGCUAGAUAUAAUGCCAAGUAGCUAGCUACUGUCAUUAAUGCAGGUGUAAGAGUUUAGUCGGUGUGUGCAAUGCUGUAUAAACCUAGCUAAGUGAGAUUUCUCUUUUUUUUUUACUUACCAAAUCUGAAUUGUGUUUGUACGACUUGAUAGUUGCUUGUACCUUCCUCGGCGACACUGAAACGCCAUCAGUCUUCAAGCUAGAUUUUUUCUAGCUAGAUUUUUUCUAGCUAGAUCAUUUUAGUUAAGCCCUGAUUACAGAUAACAAAAAAAUUGGACACUUCCACAUAUAUUAGACAUAAUUAAAAGGUCUCUGACAAUGUCCUGGCAUGUACUAGCGUAGAGUUGCAACCACGCACUGGAAUCUGUCGGUUUCGUUCAUUACAGUAGCAUCAAUGGGGAAAAGGAAAGAUAUGAUUCACCCGAGGUUUCUUAUUGGUGAUGGGGGUAUCGGACUACACGGCGGCGUCCACAAGCGGAAACACAAAAAGCACAAGAAGCACAAGAAGAAGCACCACAGGGACGACGGCCACUGCUUCUCCGAGGCUCUGGAGUCGGACUCCGUCAUGGUAGUCCGGCCCCCGCCCCAGGUCCGACCCCCUCCCCAGCUCCGGCUCAAGAUCAAACUGGGAGGUCAGACACUGGGGACUAAGAGUGUGCCAACCUUCACCGUGCUUCCAGGGGUUGCCCGCCCUCCCUCUCCAUUGAUGAUCGUUGAUGACGAUGAUGAUGAUGAUGAUGACGAUGAUGAGGAAGAUGAGCCCUCCGAGGGGGUUCCUCUGGAGCAGUACAGGGCCUGGUUGGGUGAGUCCCAAGAUGAGGAUAGUAACCUGGCCCCGUCCCCCCUGCCAGACCUGGACUCAGACUCCAUGCUGGGGGGGCCGGUGGACGAGGAGGAGAAGUGGCUGGACGCCCUGGAGAAAGGCGAGCUGGACGACAACGGGGAGCUGAAGAAGGAGAUCGACGUGUCCCUGCUCACUGCCAGACAGAAAGCCCUUCUGCACAAGCAGCAGAGCCAGCCCCUCCUUGAGCUGCCCAUGGGCUACAAGGAGAAGGAGAUGACGGCCGAGAUGAUGGUAAAGAGGGAGGAACGCGCCCGCAAGAGGCGCCUGCAGGCCGCCAAGAAGGCGGAGGACAACAAGAACCAGACCAUCGAGAGGCUCACCAAGACCAGCAAGGCCAAGAUCAAGAGCAUGAGGGAACGUAAGUCCAAACAGGCCCAGUGCCCCAUGGUCCGCUACAGUGACUCUGCCCAGGGGAUGGCCAUCUCCUUCCCCACCGGGGUGAGCACCCCAGCCCCCCAGCCUCCUCGCCCGCUGCCCCCAGCCCCAGCAGGGUGUGGGGUGACUGGGUGCACCAACCUGAAGAGGUACUCUUGCUCCAAGACUGGGACUCCACUCUGCGGCCUGGAGUGCUAUAAGAAGAACAUGAUACUUGUGGAAAGCGCUGCUUGAACUUUGAAGACGCUUUAGACCAGGGCUGCCCAACCCUGUCUCUGGAGAGCUAGCGGAGAGCUAGGUUCUCCUUCCAACCUUAAUCCAGCACACCUGAUUCAAAUCAUUAGCUGGUCGGCAAGCUGAAUCAUGUUUGUUUACUACUGGGGUUGGAGUGUAAGCCCACUGGAGGGUGUUUUCCAGGAGCAGGGUUGGACCGCCCAGUGAGGAAUCUGCACUGCAGCAUGGAUUCAGCAGACUCAGAGCUCGAUUCAAGGACACAAUGGAGGAGUUCCAUAUAACAAAAAAGUGUCAGAUGAUAUACAGUAAAAAUACAAAAUGUUCUUGUCCCCCCCCCCGUGUUCAAUGACGUUUCAUUUGCCUUUCCUGGUGAGGAUCACAACCUAAUUAUGUGAGCCGAGUCAUUGUCUUGUCAGAGCAUGUCAUGGCCUGGUUAUUGAUCACAGCCUCAGACCAAAGUCAAUGCACAGACAAAUGAUGAUGUAGAAGACUUAUCAUAGGAGUGACAUCUCUUAAAUGAGAAUAUUUCUUUACCCAGCGACACAAUUAUGUUGAUAUGAUCAACGUAACAUCAGUGUUCAAUAAAUUGUAAAAAUAUUAUUUUUAUUAACAGUUUCAAUGCACUGCAGUAUGACACACUCAUUCCCAUACAAAACACUGUACAUUUUUAAAUAAAAAUAAAAAAUCAAAUAAG